Sclerotinia sclerotiorum 1980 UF-70 is the source of this 753-nucleotide messenger RNA. RefSeq lists its product as hypothetical. The record is from RefSeq and is a predicted model, not a curated record. NCBI's taxonomy places the organism in Eukaryota, Fungi, Ascomycota, Leotiomycetes, Helotiales, Sclerotiniaceae. Bases 1 to 753 code for a protein of 250 amino acids. Gene Ontology annotation, molecular function: zinc ion binding; methyltransferase activity; DNA-binding transcription factor activity. Gene Ontology annotation, biological process: regulation of DNA-templated transcription; DNA repair. The transcript has a single exon.
AUGUCAAACAGACAUCACUUCCUCACCUCAAGUCAACGGCACCAAGCACUUCUGUCUCGUGAUUUUCUGGCGCAUUCUUCAUUCAUCUACAGCGUCAUUACGACCAAGAUAUACUGUCGACCAACUUGUCCCUCGCGACUUGCACGUCGUGCGAACAUCAUUUUUCAUGAAACUUGGAAAGAAGCUGAGGACGAUGGAUUUCGAGCUUGCAAGCGAUGUCGCCCGGAUAUUGAUAAGGAGAGACUGAGGAGCGGAGGGGAUGGCGGUAUAUACAGGAACCGUGUGACGAACUCUGCCGGCCAUGUGAAUAAGGCAAUUGAAGUUGAUGAUUUGGGUGAGACUGGAAGGGGAAAGAGGAUCGUCGAUAGGGUCAUGAAGUUAAUUGAGAACGAAGUGGAAAAUGGUGGGCAGAGAUGGACACUAAGGAAAAUGGCAAAGGAAGUUGGUCUGACAGAAAGUCAUUUCUGUAGAAUAUUCAAGAAGGAGGCAGGUGUGACGAUGGGAGAGUAUAGGAAAAAAGUUGUCGAGCGGCAGCAGCUGGAAUCCCCCUGGAGCAACGAGACUAUGUCGGGAUGGGAUGCACCUCCAGAAACUGGAACGGUGGUUUAUCGGAACAACUGCUGGGACGAGAUCGGUGAUUUCCAUAUUCCAGAUAUUGACUCCCCAUCUCUCGGCGGUGCCUCGGCCAUCGUAUUUGACACUCACGCUGAUGAUGGAAUGGAGUUUUUGAACCUCGAGUGCUGCGGAGAUUGA